AUGAUGCUUCUCUCCAGCACCAUCCUCGCGGCCUGCUUGGGACUCAUCGUCCCAGGCAAUGCUUUCUCGGAAAGGCGAAUUGACAGGAGCAUUCACGAACAGCGUGCAGAAGGUUCUUGUUCGGGGGAACAGGCUCCCGCUGUUGCUCCGCACAAAAACUUCUGGGGUGGCUUGACGGCGGCAGAGACUAGAGAUGUCUUGGCUCUUCUGCACAGUGACGCUGUCGGCUUCAAUCUUACGAAUGCAAACAAUGCUACAAGCAUGUCAGUUGAGCUCAUGAUGCCCAACAAGACAGACGUUCUUCCUCUGCUAUCCAACAGCAGCGGAACUCCGACUAGGUACGCGUUAGCUGCGGUAAUGUUUGGAGUUCCGGAGGAAGCCUAUCUUCAGGAAUUCAAAGUCGGUCCUCUGCCAAUCACUAAUGAAUCGGCUGUGCUACCUUUCACUUUCGCCAACACUAGGAAGAACCCAAAGAUCUCAGUUGUAAACCCUGACACGGAUGACUAUGCUGCAUUUAAUCUGCAGAAUAUGAAGGAAGCGGAAGAUGUAACAAAGAAGCUUUGGAACCUUACGGUUGAUGAUGGCCUCCAAAUACCCCUGGCUUUUGCUGCUCCCAUUACAGCAUCUGAAGGAAAGGUCAUUAUGUGGCAAGGAUUUAAUGCUCCAGUCACAAGCAUCUACGAUACAAUAUCCCUUCUGCCUCUAGGCCUCUAUAUGAGAACGGAUAUCACCGGCCGCGAUCCUAGCAAGUGGGCAGUGACUGGCUGGGUCUAUAACAACGAGUUCUACCCAACACUUGAUGACUUCCGCAAGGUUAUUAAUCAACCGGACUUCAAGCCUUUGGAAAUGAACGUGGACGAGCCCUGGGCUCAUACGCGAACAAUUGGAGACCCCUUGCCUUUUGAAACCCUCCCACCACCUGCGUCAGUCCAAUCAGGCAAGGAAAGAUUUUCUGUUGAUGAGCGGGAGAAUUACGUUACUUGGAUGGAUUUCUCAUUCUACGUCAGCAUCACCCGCGACAAUGGCUUGCGUCUCUACGAUAUUCGUUACAAGGGCAGGAGAAUUCUCUACGAGCUUGGCAUGGACGAAGCCAUCGCACAUUACGCUGGAAUAGACCCGGUACAAUCAGGCACAUGCUACUUCGACAGCAUGAGCGGCUUUGGACCCCCAAUGAUUUCCCUUGUGAGAGGCUACGACUGCCCAGCGUACUCCCAUUACCUUAAUGUGUCUCAAACUACCGGCGAGACUACAUACACCCAGAAUGACGGCCUAUGCAUGUUCGAGAUUGACAAAGGGUUUCCCAUCCAGCGUCACUCCUGGGCUGGUUAUACAACUGUCACUAAGAACAUUGCGUUCAACGUUCGCGCCGUCUACACUAUCGGCAAUUAUGACUACAUGACUACAUAUCAAUUCUCCCUUGAUGGGUCAAUUGAAGUCGCGGUUCGGGCCUCGGGGUACAUCUCGUCGGCAUUCUACGCCCAAAACGAAGACUAUGGUUUCAAGAUCCAUGAUAGCCUCUCUGGAUCCCUGCAUGAACAUGUCAUUACCUUCAAGGCUGACUUUGACAUCUUGGGAGAAGCUAAUUCACUACUUAAGGCUGCUAUCGUGCCGACUACUGAGACAUACAAAUGGUCCAAUCGAACUCACAAGACGAUGAAGAUUACGAAGAGCUUCAUUGAAAAUGAAGAUGACGGAAAGAUCAACUGGUCGCCUAACAGUGGCCCAAUAUACGCCGUUGUCAACAAGGACGCUCCAAAUAAAAAUGGCGAAUUUCCUGGUUAUAGGAUGGCUCCAGCGGCCAGUGUUUCACACCUUACGAUCGAGGAUUCGGAUGUCACUCGAAAUGCGGCUCACCACACCACCCACCACCUCUACGCUACCAGACAAAAAGACAACGAGAUUUAUGCAGUGGGCGCAUAUAACUCGCUUACCCCUGAUGAUCCUCAAGUGAAUUUCAAUGAGUACUUCAAUGGCGAGUCUCUCCUACAGGAAGACAUCGUUCUAUGGUUCAAUUUAGGUAUGAAACAUGCACCGCAUUCGGGAGAUUUACCGAAUACCGUCUUCUCCACGGCUCACUCGGCCAUGACUAUCGAACCUUUCAACUAUUUGACCGGAGAUCCAUCCCAAGCAAGCAGACAACAAGUCUUGAUCAAGACCAAAGAUGGCAAAGCAGAAAUCACCCGUUACGGUGCCCAAGAAGCUACUUGUCCAAUUGACUUGGCCCAGCUCAACCCAGACCUCUCACAGUACUCGAAUAGUAUCAGUAUACUCAAAUAUCCAUUCGAUGGAUCGAAGCCAGAUCGUGCUUAA
This is a messenger RNA of Bipolaris maydis ATCC 48331, 2310 nucleotides long. NCBI's taxonomy places the organism in Eukaryota, Fungi, Ascomycota, Dothideomycetes, Pleosporales, Pleosporaceae. The record is from RefSeq and is a predicted model, not a curated record.